ACAACUCUCCGCCCUGCCAGCAUUAGAGUAGAGACCCGCUCUUCCUCCCCUAGGUUCAACUAGCCUGAACUGAGGAUCCCCGGAUUUGUGGGCUGGUGAGUCGACUGCUGCCUCUUGUCCUCUCUCCUGACUCCUGGAUCCUCAUGUAAUUACUGAUUUCAUGCACAGUAGAAAGACAAGGCACUGGCCCUGAGUUAACCUGCUUGCUCCCGGCAGAACGGUAUCAUUUGAUGCUCACUAUCAUGGAUCCUCUCCUAGAAGCAAAUGUCACCUUUGCCUUAAAUCUUUUGAAAAUCCUGGGUGAAGACAGCUCUAAAAAUGUGUUUUUCUCACCCAUGAGCAUCUCCUCAUGCCUGGCCAUGGUCUUCAUGGGGGCAAAGGGAAACACUGCAAGCCAGAUGGCUCAGGCACUCUCUUUGGAUAAAUGCAGUGGCAAUGGAGGUGGAGAUGUCCACCAGGGCUUCCAGUCACUUCUCACCGAAGUGAACAAGACUGGCACACGGUACUUGCUCAAAACAGCCAACAGGAUCUUCGGGGAAAAGACUCUUGAUAUCUUAGCAUCUUUUAAAGAUUCGUGCCGCAAGUUCUACGAAGCAGAGAUGGAAGAGCUGGACUUUAAGGGUGAUACAGAGCAGUCCCGACAGCACAUCAACACCUGGGUCGCGAAAAAGACAGAAGAUAAAAUUACAGAGCUGCUGUCUCCAGGCACAGUGAAUUCAGACACUCUGCUCAUCCUUGUAAAUGCCAUCUAUUUCAAAGGAAACUGGGAGAAGCAGUUUGACAAAGAGGACACCCAGGAGAUGCCUUUCAAAGUCACCAUGAAUGAGGAGAAACCUGUGCAGAUGAUGUUUAAGAAGUCUUCCUUUAAGAUGACCUACGUGGAAGAGAUAUCCACUGCAAUUCUGUUGCUUCCCUAUGCUGGCAAUGAGCUGAACAUGAUCAUCAUGCUUCCAGAUGAGCACGUUGAACUGAAAAUGGUGGAAAAGGAAAUAACUUAUGAAAAUUUCAUAGAGUGGACGAGGCUGGACAAGAUGGAUGAAGAAGAGGUGGAGGUUUUCCUCCCACGGUUUAAACUGGAGGAGAAUUAUGACAUGGAGGACUUCCUGUGCAAGCUGGGAAUGACGGAUGCCUUUGAAGACAGGGCAGACUUUUCUGGAAUAUCAUCCAAGCAUGGUUUGUCUCUGUCCAAGGUUGUGCAUAAGUCCUUUGUGGAGGUCAAUGAGGAGGGCACAGAGGCUGCGGCUGCCACCUCCAGUGUAGUUUAUAAGUGUAUGCCCCCCUACUUCUGUGCCGACCACCCCUUCCUUUUCUUUAUCCAGCAUUGCAAGACAAGGGGGAUUCUGUUCUGUGGCCGGUUCUCCUCUCCUUGAGAGAGGGUGCUGCUGAGUCAGCCCACUACCUUUGCCCAGUCCCUCUCCCAUGAUUCAUGAUUUAUCUGUGGAUUAAUAAAUGUUGUGACAAGUCUGUGCUUGGUGGCACAUACCUGUAAAUCCAGCACUUAGCUGAUGAAGUUGAAAUGAUUAGAAGUCAAGCAAAGGCGGUCUUGUGUAUAUAGCAAAUUCAAAGCAAGCCUGGGCUACAUGAGACCAUUAAAAACGAACAAACAUGGAAAAACAAAUUAAGAUGAAACAAAAAGAUAAGAAAAUAUCUGAUUCUGGACGCUUUAUACAAAAGAAGUGAUUAGUUCAUGGUUCUGGAAGCUGCAGAACAUAGGGCUUCUGUAUGGCUUUAGUGACACCCCCUAGUGGAUGGCACUGGAACAACAGUAUGUGAGAUUCAGAUUUGUUACUAACAAAUCUUUAGAACCCCAUCACUCAUUCUCAUUCUCUGUCUCUCUCUGUCUCUGUCUCUCUGUCUCUGUCUCUCACUCUCUUUCAUUUGUAUUUUAACAAAUAAACUUUGCCAGAAGUUUAGAAAGUAAAACAGCCACACAGGUCAGCCUUAUAGACCAGGCAGUGGUGACACACAGCUUUAACCCCAGUAGCCACACUACUUUGCCAUAGAAGCCGUGCUGUAGUGGUGUACACCCUUAAUCCCAGCACUAGAGAGGAAUAUAAACUGGGAGAGACAGCUCUCAGACACAGUCUUAUUUUGAGAUUCUUGAAGGCAGGAUUAUUAUUUCAGACUGAGGCAGAGGUAAGAGCCAGUAGCUGACUGUUUUGCUUUUCUGACCUUCAGGUUGAACCCCAAUUUCUGUGUCUGAGUUUUUAU
Microtus oregoni (creeping vole) is the source of this 2211-nucleotide messenger RNA. RefSeq names its product serpin B6-like. Lineage: Eukaryota; Metazoa; Chordata; Mammalia; Rodentia; Cricetidae. Gene Ontology annotation, biological process: negative regulation of endopeptidase activity. The transcript has 8 exons. Bases 231 to 1370 code for a protein of 379 amino acids. Gene Ontology annotation, molecular function: serine-type endopeptidase inhibitor activity. The record is from RefSeq and is a predicted model, not a curated record. Gene Ontology annotation, cellular component: cytoplasm.